Molecule: messenger RNA, 900 nt
Organism: Cutaneotrichosporon cavernicola
Lineage: Eukaryota; Fungi; Basidiomycota; Tremellomycetes; Trichosporonales; Trichosporonaceae
Exons: 6
Coding region: 1-900 (299 amino acids)
Source: RefSeq, a predicted model, not a curated record
AUGCAAUUCACCGCCUACCACCGCUUUCUUCAUGGUGUGGUACGUGAGAAGGGCUCGAUCAAGGGAGUAGGGUCGGCAUCCGCGUCCGCCUCGGACGUUUCACGUUCAGAUCCCGAGGCAGUUCUUGCCGGUGAGAUUGUGACUGUUGGGGCGUUUGCGCGGCGUAUGGAAACGGUCAUCGACGCUCUGCAGACGCAGAUGGCGCCAUACGACCUGACCAUGCCACGUACGCAUCUUGUCGGUGCAUGGCGAGAAAUUGGGGAACGUAUCACUGCGCGGAGCAAUGCUGAGCGGAGAAGAGAGGGCUCCAGUAGGCACACGGCCAGCGAAGAGUCAGAGUCCACGCGUGCAGAGAAGAGCGCCCGCACACGCAAGCGACGGAGAGAACGAGAGGAUGGACCUGUCACUGGAAUCUUACCUGUCCUUAUCGGCAGGGACUGGAUUGUGGCAGCUGCGGACACAGUAACAGGCUUGGUGUUGAUCUACGAUGCAGGACACGCGCUCGAUGCUACUGAGGCCGAUAUUGUCAGAGACGAGGUGAUGCGAGCUGUGGCUGAAACAAUCGGUCAGGAGCCCAUGCGGGUGGAAGUGAGACAUCUUCGUCCACCUGAUCGCGUCCCGCAGAGACACACAGUUCUGUUGGCCUGCGCAGCACUCGAAAUGUUCGGCUCCUCUCCGGCUCCGAUUGGCGACCGCUCGCUCCCAGUCUAUCUCGGGCUGUGGUCCAAGCUUCUCGCGCAAGGCAUCACGCUCGCCAUUCCCCCGUCAUUCGACCGCCCCUCUGCCGCCCAGUCACCGCUGUACACCAAGGAUAUGUCAGCGAGCCGCGUUCUGCGUGACCGCAUUGUGUGGACGAUUCAUACGGGUAUGCUGGCGUGUCCGUUCCGCGGUUACUGGUGA